AUGAACAUCGUCGAAUCUCUCUUUGGCCGCACCAAGUCGCCGGCCGAGCGUUUGCGGCAGCAUCAGCGCACGCUUCAAAAAGCGCAACGUGAGCUCGAUCGUGAACGCACAAAGCUCGAACAACAAGAAAAGAAGCUUACGCAGGACAUCAAGAAGUCUGCGCGUGCUGGUCAGAUGCCCGCUUGCAAGGUCAUGGCCAAAGACCUCGUGCGCACACGUCGACACAUCCACAAAUUCUACCAGAUGAAGACGCAGCUUCAGGCUGUAUCGUUGCGGAUUCAGACGUUGCGGAGCAACCAGCAAAUGGCCGAGGCGAUGAAGGGCGCAACACGGGCGAUGGGCACCAUGAACAGGAGCAUGAACCUGCCCCAGAUUCAAAAGAUCAUGCGGGAUUUCGAGAGGGAGAGCGCAACCAUGGAUAUGAAGGACGAGAUGAUGGGCGAAGCUGUGGAUGAGGCGAUGGACGACGAGGACGAAGGAGUGGGAGAGGAGGAGGAGUCGGACAACAUCUUGAAGGAGGUGCUCGAUGAGAUUGGGGUCUCGGUGGGUCAGCAGUUGGGAGAGGCUCCUACAGCUGCACUGUCGGCACCGCAGGCAGCACCACAGCAGCGUGUCGCGAUUGGAGAGGGUGCAGGAGGAGGCUUCGGCGGUGGAGGAGGCAAGGAUGAGGAUGCUCUUCAGGCUCGUCUCGACAAUUUGCGAAGGGAUUGA
Molecule: messenger RNA, 711 nt
Organism: Kalmanozyma brasiliensis GHG001
Lineage: Eukaryota; Fungi; Basidiomycota; Ustilaginomycetes; Ustilaginales
Product: Snf7
Exons: 1
Coding region: 1-711 (236 amino acids)
Biological process (GO): late endosome to vacuole transport; endosome transport via multivesicular body sorting pathway; protein transport
Cellular component (GO): multivesicular body; ESCRT III complex
Source: RefSeq, a predicted model, not a curated record